This is a messenger RNA of Phodopus roborovskii (desert hamster), 2036 nucleotides long. RefSeq names its product WASP family member 3 (gene Wasf3). Bases 258 to 1763 code for a protein of 501 amino acids. The record is from RefSeq and is a predicted model, not a curated record. The transcript is spliced from 10 exons. Gene Ontology annotation, biological process: positive regulation of Arp2/3 complex-mediated actin nucleation; actin cytoskeleton organization. Lineage: Eukaryota; Metazoa; Chordata; Mammalia; Rodentia; Cricetidae. Gene Ontology annotation, molecular function: actin binding; Arp2/3 complex binding; protein kinase A regulatory subunit binding. Gene Ontology annotation, cellular component: cytoskeleton.
CCCGCUCCUCACCGUUUACCAUUGGCCGCAGCGCUCGCCAAUCCAGCCCCCUGGCCGCUAAGGGGGCGUGGCCUCGCGGUGCCGGGCCGGGGGCGGCGUCUGUCGCCGCUGCGCGUUGCGGUGCGGGCGGCGGGAUGAUGGAGCUGGGAUCGCGGCGCGUUCUGAUCCCACUCGCUGUCCCUGCUGACACCUGAGCCGUGGCGGUGAUGCUGCCGAGACUUCUGCAGCCCACAAGUCAACCUACAUGAUUGUCAGCCAUGCCUUUAGUGAAGAGGAGCAUCGAACCCCGGCACCUGUGCCGCGGUGCUCUGCCGGAAGGAAUCACCAGUGAGCUUGAAUGUGUAACCAAUAGCACCCUCGCAGCAAUCAUCCGCCAGCUAAGCAGUCUGAGCAAACAUGCAGAAGACAUAUUUGGUGAGCUGUUUAAUGAGGCUAACAACUUCUACAUCAGAGCAAAUUCUCUUCAAGACAGAAUUGAUCGCCUUGCUGUCAAAGUCACCCAGCUGGACUCCACAGUGGAAGAGGUCUCACUGCAGGAUAUCAACAUGAAGAAAGCAUUCAAAAGCUCCACCAUCCAAGACCAGCAGGUGGUUUCCAAGAACAGCAUUCCCAACCCUGUUGCUGACAUUUACAACCAGAGUGACAAGCCUCCACCUCUGAACAUUCUCACACCAUACAGAGAUGAUAAGAAGGAUGGGCUGAAGUUCUACACUGAUCCCUCUUACUUCUUUGACCUCUGGAAAGAAAAGAUGCUGCAGGACACAGAAGACAAGAGGAAGGAGAAACGACGUCAGAAGGAGCAAAAACGUGUAGAUGGCACCACCCGUGAGGUGAAAAAGGUUAGAAAAGCCAGAAACAGGCGCCAGGAGUGGAAUAUGAUGGCGUAUGACAAAGAGCUUAGGCCCGACAACAGGUUGUCUCAGAGUGUGCACCACGGAGCAUCCUCCGAGGGAUCUCUGUCCCCAGAUACUAGGUCUCACGCAUCCGAUGUCACCGAUUACUCUUAUCCUGCUACUCCCAGCCACUCUUUGCAACCACAGCCAGUGACACCUUCCUGCACAGCUGGUGAUGCACCACUGCAUGGAGCCACAAACCAAGGUGCUGAGCAUGAGUACCGACCCUCAUCUGCCUCAGCAAGGCACAUGGCCCUAAACAGACCUCAGCAGCCACCGCCCCCACCUCCUCCCCAGGCCCCAGAGGGGUCCCAGGCUUCUACAUCAGUGGCUCCAGCCGACUAUGGGAUGCUUCCAACGCAGAUAAUUGAAUACUACAACCCCUCAGGACCACCACCACCUCCCCCUCCACCCAUGAUUCCUUCAGCACAAACUGCCUUCGUCAGCCCUCUCCAGAUCCCCGCACAGCCCCCAUUCCCUGCCUCAGCUGCUUCCACGUACCCUGCCCCUUCCCACCAGCCCUCCACUGGGCUCUUGGCCACAGCUCCACCGCCUCCAGGCCCCCCACCUCCUCCACCUGGCCCUCCUGGCCCCUCUUCUCUUUCAUCCUCCCCACUGCAUGGUCCCCCAGUGGCUGAGGCGAAGCGCCCAGAACCUGCACAGCCACCCAUAAGUGAUGCAAGAAGUGACCUCCUGGCUGCCAUCCGGAUGGGAAUCCAGCUGAAAAAGGUGCAGGAACAACGUGAGCAGGAAGCCAAACGGGAGCCUGUCGGGAACGAUGUGGCCACAAUCUUGUCUAGACGCAUCGCUGUGGAGUACAGUGACUCAGAUGAUGACUCUGAGUUUGACGAGAAUGACUGGUCCGACUGAGUUGCACAGGGCCAGGCAGGAGGUGGACAGCCAGGGCACUGUAUGGAAGUGUUAGGAGCCUGUGUGAUCUCUGCACCCACAUAGUGGUGUUACCCUGUAGCUUUAGUAACUUUUGUAUUAACAGUGUGCUAUUGCUUCUGCACAUCCUUCUGGAUUUGUUGAGUAUUUACUGUGUAAUACUUAAGUGCCACUAAACACAGCACACCGUGCUGCACACCAGGAAAUACGCUGUAACUAGUGCAUAGUCCUGAAAUGGCAUCUCCCUUUCCUCUC